Messenger RNA from Lytechinus variegatus (green sea urchin), 1983 nucleotides. Its product is annotated as cell wall protein DAN4-like. The transcript has 5 exons. The record is from RefSeq and is a predicted model, not a curated record. NCBI's taxonomy places the organism in Eukaryota, Metazoa, Echinodermata, Echinoidea, Temnopleuroida, Toxopneustidae. Bases 734 to 1891 code for a protein of 385 amino acids.
AGCAACACCGGGAUACAAACGAGAUUGCGAUUCAUAAUUCAUAAAUGAAUAUCUCACUUGGUGGUUUGAAUAUUGUGUACAGAUAUGUGUACAGGCGUCUAUCCAUAAAGCUACUCUUAAAAAUAGAUAUCCCAAGACUUUCCAUUCUUUGGCUAAUUACAUCGGUUAUCGGUAUUUCAGGGGAAAUCGGAUGAUGAUUAAACGUCUCUAGAGAGGUAUCGUAUUGUUUGCUCAUGGGUCCAUUGGAAGCUGUACAUGAUUUCAUACCUCAUCAACGGUUAGAUAAUAUCGAUGAGCAACAAAAUUAUGAAGUAAUUGAUUUGAAAGGCCAGGCUCUUUGAAUAUCUGGCGGUCGACGCGAGAUCAGGCUAACCAAUAAUUGACGACCGAAUUUCGCAUAAGAUGGUUGACAUUUCUAACCUGACACCGCAGAAAUCGAUGGGAUGGGUCGAUUAACUUCACCGUGUUUCAUUCGCUCCAUAAUUCGUUUUAAUCAGUGGUGAUCAUGACGCUAUUUUGGAAGGAUUGCCACCCUUUCAGCGAGGCAUGGAGAUCAUAACCGAAUAUCGAUGAUUCACGCCAAUUUAUUGUGUAGGAUAUCACAUUGAUACGGAAAUUUACGAAAAUUCCCACAAUGAAAACACGACCCUGAUGGUUAUAAGAUUGUUAAAGCACCAUAUCAAAUUGUAUAUUCCAUGAUUUUUCUUCUCGAUGGAUCGGAGAUGACAUUUCGAUGAUGCCCGUGGAUAAAUUGUAUAUAGUGAGCAUCUUAAUAGUACUACAUCAACAAGUGCCUCUAACCAUCCAAGAAUGCCAAACGUGUCCGGAAGAGGCGGAGUCUCAUGGAGAUUCCUGUUACUAUUUCAGUUCCACGAAAUUAUCGCGGGACGAUGCGAACGAGAAAUGUACCAAUCACGACUUUCAUCUGGCCUACAUUCAAACUGAAGAGGAACAGGAAUUCAUUCAGGGUCGACUGAUUGAAGAAAGCCUCAAAGACUGCUGGAUAGGACUAACCAUCGAUUCCAAUGGCAAUAUGAUAUGGAUGGAUGGAUCAGGCCUCACUUACGAUAACAGAGACGAUAAGUCCAACGACGAAGGAGUGGGAUGUUUCCGCAUGAGAAAAUCACAUGGAUACAGAUGGCAUGACAGAACAUGCAAAACAGAGUACACCUAUGUUUGCGAAAAAGAAAAUGUGUGUUCGGAGACAACAGUGGCGAUGACGACAACACCAUCUACCACAACCCCACAACCAACUACAACAAAACCUACCACCACAGCAGCUACAACAACAAUCGAAUCGACAACUACGUCUACAACAACACAGCCAACCACUACGGCUAUAACAACAACCCAAUCCACCACACAGUCAACCACCACGGCUACAACAACCCAAUCUACAACGCAGCCAACCACUACGGCUACAACAACAACCCAAUCCACAACGCAGCCAACCACGACGGCUACAACAACAACAACCCAAUCCACAACGCAGCCAACCACUACGGCUACAACAACAACCCAAUCCACAACGCAGCCAACCACAAUUAAGCCUACUUCCACAACAACACUGUCGACCACUACUAAAGCUACAACGCGACAAUCGAAAACCACUCUGGCUACCACUACAGAAACUCCCAAAGUAAAGCAAAAGUCAAACCGUUAUAGGUCGGUUGCGAGGGACUAUGCCGUGAAGAAUUCGGCCGUGAUCGAGCGAUACUCGGCGUCGUCGUUGAUACGAUGUUCGGCCCGAUGUUCAAGCACGGAAUCAUGCUCGCACUUUACGUUCAUUGAUGACAGUGGCAUUUGUUUACUUGGCAGUUUUACUCUGAAAAACGAAGCUGGUUUUGAGAAACUGACUGGAGCCAUUACAUUCGAAGCUAUCUUGUUCUGAGUUGUACAGUACACUCCUGUCCGGAUUUGGAGCAUCCAUUGCGACAUCGGUAGAAACAUUGGUAUUAGUAUAGGCCUACAGCCAACCAUUUU